GAACCGCACUUCGGCAGUCCGCUGUCCGGCGCUGCCAAGUUUGUCGCAAAGUCUAAAUGGGCGCACGUCCACCGAUUUGCUGCCGCGGGAGUUUACUUUUUUGAUUUCGAUACUAUAACCGCCACUGCUAUUUCGCCAUUGUCCAAGCGAGCAAUUGGUUUGAUUUGUUUCUUUUUAAGUUGAAGAUUCUCUAAAAAUGCACCAUCCCCCAUCCGAUAGUUAUAAGGGAAGUUAUCACGGUUCAAGGGAAAUGCGGUAGAGGGAGUCGUAAUCGGGUGCGAAGUGGUCGCUCAAGUGAUUCGGUUUCGGUGUAAGUUCUUCUGCUGAAUGGAACAGGAAGAUUGCGUAAACAAAUUCAGUUCACUUUGUGGGGAUACCAGUUUUGGGUUGAUUGCGGCCUUUUCCGCACUCCCUUUACGUAUGUGACAAUGAAUCGAAAAUAGAUAGUAUAUGCACAAAUACGGCUAGAGGCAACACUGAUAGUGGCAACACGAUCAGAUUAGAUCCGUUGUUUUCGACAAAAGGCAAAAGGCAGACCGGCGAACUAUCGAAGUCCUUUAAAUGAGAAUGUGUAUUUGUGCUGUGCCCGAACGCAAAGUUGUCCACUCCAUCGUCCGAAAAAAGCCGCCCGUGUUUCCAACGGAAAUGUCACGCAAUUGGUUGCACCUUCUAUCGCUGGCACUGCUGUUCAGCAUCUUAGAAAAACAAAAACAACCAGGGGCUUGCGGCUAUUCCCUGGUUGGCGGUGUGAACGAACAAGGACACACUAGCUCACUGUCCGGGAACGUUUCCGCGUCCCCCGUGAAAUCUAUAUCUCGGAAGUAUAUGCUCUUCUAUCUCAUCCCGAACCUGGAACGGCUCCUCCAAUAUAGCGCACGGGCCGGCAGUAACGGCAAUGUAUCGCAUGGUGUACGCGGCAUUACGCAUAACAACGGUUCUGACUCUGACAUCACGGAUAGGAUGCUACUGCUAGAACCUUCCGCGUUCUUGCCUCUCGAACCAACGUCGGCGGCAAAGGCGGUGGCAGCUGGGAGCAAAUUUAUUGCCGCUUCGGGGCGUGACCAGCUGCACAAACUGCGUCACUUCUCGCUGGGUGGCCGAGCAUCGGAUCAGCGAAAACCAGCGCUGCCACUGCACACUAGCAUGCCUAAUGGGCAAGUCAGAGACCGUAGCCAAAGGUACUACAUCUACGGUAAUAGUGGUAUGCGAUCGAUCGAUGUGCCCGAGAGCAACCCAGUGGAAGCGAGUGGUAGCGAACUGCUGGGCAGGACAGGUGACAUCCCGAGUGGUCUACUGCCGGUCGACCGACGGUUCAAGCGGCGCUCUGCCGUGGAUGACGUGCUGAGCAAGAACAUCACACUAAUACUAGAGAACCUGCUAAAGCGGUAUGAGAACUCGCAGAUGCCGACCCACGGUCAAGGUGUACCGACAGUCGUUCAGACAAACAUCCUCAUCCGCAGCAUGGGGCCGGUGUCCGAACUUGACAUGGACUACUCCAUGGACUGUUACUUUCGGCAGUACUGGCGUGACAAGCGACUCAGCUUCCAUGGACCCAUCAAGAGCCUGUCGCUGAGCAUUAAAAUGUUGGAGCGAAUCUGGCGCCCGGAUACCUACUUCUACAACGGCAAGCACUCGCACGUGCACACGAUCACUGUGCCGAACAAGCUGCUACGACUGAGUCAGGACGGCGAGAUCCUGUACUCGAUGCGGCUGACCAUCAAGGCGUCCUGCCUGAUGCAGCUGCGCAGCUUCCCGAUGGACCGCCAGUCCUGCCCGCUGGUGCUGGGCAGCUACGCCUACUCCCGUCAGCAGCUGAUCUACCGGUGGAAGGACGAGGAUUCGGUUAAUUUCGUCCCGGGCAUGACGCUGAGCCAAUUCGAUCUGAUUAGCUUUGGCCAAAAGAACUAUACCUUCAUAAGGCGUGAGGGUGAGUUCUCGGUGCUGCACGUCUCGUUUAAUCUGCAGCGCCACACCGGCUACUUCCUGAUCCAGGUGUACGUGCCGUGCAUCCUGAUCGUCGUGCUAUCGUGGGUCUCGUUCUGGAUACACCGCGAGGCAACCAGCGAUCGUGUCGGUCUCGGCAUCACCACCGUAUUGACGCUCUCCACCAUCAGCUUGGAUUCGCGCACGGAUCUGCCGAAAGUUCGGUACGCCACCGCACUCGAUUGGUUUCUGCUGAUGAGCUUCUUCUACUGUAUUGCAACGCUGCUCGAGUUUGCUGGUGUGCACUACUUCACUAAGGUUGGCAGUGGAGAAAUCCCACUGGAUGAGGAAGAAUGGGAAGAUCUGGAGGAUGGGGACGAGCUGCGGGAUAUGCCGACCUUGCAGCAGCACCAGAAUCUAGCGGUCAGCUCAGGCGUUAAUAUUAAUGACUCGCCGCGGUUAAUCGCCGCCCGUCGACGCAGCUCGCUCAUUUGCCCUAUCUACAACGAUCCGGCGCACAUGUUCAAGCCGACCUCCUCACAUCUAUCGACGAUGGAGCGCACGACGCAGACCGAGCCACCAAAGGAACCGACCUGGAAGCAGAUUUGGCUCUGCUUUCUCGGCGACGAUCAGUUCCGUCGGCGGCGCCAGCGUGAAGCGUCGGCUCGUGGUGGAGGCAAUCGGCACAUCAACAGCGUCUCACUCAUCGACCAGGCGGCCCGGGUCCUCUUCCCGACUUCCUUCACUUUCUUCAACAUCCUUUAUUGGCUCGUCUACUACACAUACCAGGCGGACUUCACCUGGAGCCCGCUGAAGGAAGUAUGAAACGAGCGCUCACCGGCAGCACAUAAUUAUCUACCUCUCUUCCUCUACCCAACCUCAAACGGUUUUAUGGGCUCGGCUUAUCAACCAGCCUUCCUUAACCCGCAUAAACCCGCAUAAACCUGCCUUCCAACGUAACAAAUCCCCCCCCCCCCCCUCUCCCUCUCUAAACCAUUCUCCGAUCGGUUUCAUGAAGCUGUGCCGGACUAUCCCGAAGAGUGCCUAGGAGGCACGCCAUAACCAGAGAGCAGUUUAGUGAUGAGAGUUCCGGGAGGCACCUACCCGGACCGAUCCGUUCCGAGUAAAGGGUUGAUGGAAUCAAAACCGCGUGAUUAACUAAGCCGUAGUCAGCGCAUAUUUCUACCCGCCUUUUUUAAAGAAAAUUGUCGCACAGGUUGCAAUCCGUUCACUAUUUCUCAUUUUUAUGAAUUAGGUUUAAUUCUGAUCUGCGAUGCACCGUCUGCUGUGGUUUACUAUACGGGGUAGGUUCGUUCCGGUACACAACGCUGUAUACAACGUAUAUAGUACCGGUGCUCACAUACGUCUCUAAGACUUGGACAUUGUACAGAACGGACGAAACCCUCUUAUCCGCGUUCGAGAGGAGAGUUCUCAGAAGGAUAUUUGGCCCCGUGUGUGAGGAGGGACGAUGGAGAAGCCGAUACAACGCGGAGUUAUACGCGUUGUAUGACGAUCUCGCUGUCGCGCAGCGCAUGAGACUCGCCCGGCUUCGGUGGGCUGGGUAUGUCAUGAGAAUGGCAGACGACGACCCAGCCCGUAAAGUCUUCUUAGGCCUUCCGGAUGGACAGAGAGGGCGUGGUAGGCCCAAAUCGAGAUGAAGCGACGGUAUCGACAUUGACGCCAGAAUAGCAGGACUACCGACUUGGAGGACUACGGCGCUCGAUCGCGAGCGGUGGAGGAAUCUUCUGUGGCAGGCUAAGACCGCUCGUCGGUUGUAGCGCCGGAUAAGUAAGUAAGUAAGGCAAAAUGGUUCAGUUCCGGACGAGGAAGAUUCGUUUCGGCUCAUUAUACGAGGAAGAACGCGAUGCACCUUUUGUGUUGUCUCAGUAAUGUUGGCUAGCAAAGCCUUCAUUUUAUUUCACUCGCGCUUACCACCAGUUUCGACGGCAGCGUGAGUUAGAAAAAGCGAAUGCGGUAAAAGACUGAAA
Molecule: messenger RNA, 3911 nt
Organism: Anopheles darlingi
Lineage: Eukaryota; Metazoa; Arthropoda; Insecta; Diptera; Culicidae
Product: gamma-aminobutyric acid receptor subunit alpha-6
Exons: 4
Coding region: 562-2748 (728 amino acids)
Biological process (GO): signal transduction; regulation of membrane potential; chemical synaptic transmission
Cellular component (GO): neuron projection; synapse; membrane
Molecular function (GO): GABA-A receptor activity; neurotransmitter receptor activity; extracellular ligand-gated monoatomic ion channel activity
Source: RefSeq, a predicted model, not a curated record